Messenger RNA from Lactuca sativa (garden lettuce), 963 nucleotides. Its product is annotated as Golgi SNAP receptor complex member 1-1. Gene Ontology annotation, biological process: endoplasmic reticulum to Golgi vesicle-mediated transport; inter-Golgi cisterna vesicle-mediated transport; vesicle fusion. Gene Ontology annotation, molecular function: SNAP receptor activity. NCBI's taxonomy places the organism in Eukaryota, Viridiplantae, Streptophyta, Magnoliopsida, Asterales, Asteraceae. The record is from RefSeq and is a predicted model, not a curated record. Gene Ontology annotation, cellular component: Golgi medial cisterna; Golgi membrane; cis-Golgi network.
AGUGUGUAUAUACGCGAGGGUUUUUUUAUUUUAUUGGUUCAAGUUGUUUCGUGUUUAAUCGUCUGUCGGUCCAUCGCAAUUCUAAACAUCAAUUCCAUUCAACAGGAAGGAACUGGUUUCCUUCUUCUCCCAUGGAUCCACCAACCUCUUGGGACUCCUUGCGAAAGCAGGCAAGGAAUCUCGAAGCGCAGUUGGAUGAUCAAAUGCAUCUGUAUCGUAAAUUAGUUUCAACAAAAGUUGAUGAUGGAAACGAAAAGGAUCUUGGAUCACAAAUAGAACAGCUACUUAAACAACUAAACCAUGUAAUUUCACAAAUGCAAGCGUGGGUGUCAUCUGGAGGAUCAGAAAUAUUUUCUCAUACAUUAACUCGUCAUCAAGAAAUCCAUCAUGAUCUUAGUCAGGAGUUCAAUCGGCUUCGAUCUAGCCUUAGAGCAAAAAGAGAGCAUGCAUCAUUGCUUGAAGAUUUCAGGGAGUUUGAUAGAACAAGAUUAGAUCUUGAAGAUGGUGGUGCCUCUCAAGAACAGUCUCUCCUUAAGGAGCGAGCUACUCUUAUGAGAAGUACAGGCCAGAUGGAUGGUGUAAUAUCACAAGCACAAGAAACCCUAGGCACACUCAUGUUUCAAAGAUCAACAUUUGGUGGUGUUAAUUCAAAACUUAGCAAUGUUAGCAGUCGUCUCCCAACUGUGAAUAGCAUUCUGUCAUCCAUAAAGAAGAAAAAAUCACUGGACACAAUUAUUCUUUCAUUAGUUGCUUCUGUUUGCACCUUUCUAAUCUUGAUUUACUGGUUGACAAAGUAGCAAGGUAUUAUUACCCAAAGUCCCAAUUAGUCAUAUAUACAGGUAUAUUGUAUGGGUAUAUGUAAUGUAUGUCAUUGUUUUUGGGGACUCGGUGUGUCAUAAAUGUAUUUUAAUCGACAUGUUUGCAGUUAUAUGAUCAAUGUCCUCCAAACAUCUUUAUGUGGUC